CGGCCUUUUCUGUCCUGGGGCAAACCGCUCCCAGGCAGUGCUUUAUGAGCAGAGGCCGUGGGACGUGACCCUAUGCAGACCUUCGUGUCGCUUGUCACGUACACUCGCAAAGCAUGGACAGCACGUAGUCAGCGAGGGUGAGAGGCCGCCAUGAUGGCCUCGACCGUCGCCUUCGCUAGUCGCUCCCCUUCCUCGGGGUCCUCUUCGUCUUGCUCCUUUCACACUCCCCUCCUCGUCCCCUUCCCUCCACAUUCCUCCUUUCACCCUGGCCCAAAAGCAUGUGCCUCCCUCCACAUCUAACCCACUCGCUCGCUGACCUGCUUCGGCUGCGGCCUCCCCUUGCCUCGUCGUGCUCACUCUCAAGGUUCCUGGUCGCCUACCGCCUUGCGCUGCCUUGUCAGAGUCCUUGCCAUCCUAGCCUCGCCCUACCAGACAUCAACAAGCGCCCCUCCCCCUGUUCGCACUCCUUGCCCCCAGUCGUUGUCCCCUCCUCUGCUCCGUGUCUUCCCCCCCUGUGAUGCCUUCAGCAGGGGUCGCAGCAGACCCUGGGUCGCAGUAAACAGAUCUCUGCCCUUGUCCUCCUUGGGGCAGAGGCAUGCGAGUGCUCCAUCAGGUGCGAGCGCGCCCGCCUCUCCCCGCCCACCGUCCUCAACGCUUUUGGUGGUAUCCCAAUCUACUCCAAUCCUCUCAUCGCCCUGGCUGUCUCUGUGCCUCGGCUGGCUAUCGGAAUCCAUGUUUCUGCUUGUGGCCAUCGCGCCGCCUUCUUUCGGCCCUGAAGGCCUGCUUAAUCGUCAUCUCUGGUUGGCUGGCUCUGGCUGAGUCGUCUCUUCGUGAGAAGGCUCCUCCGCGCACGCUAGGCUGGGGUACAACUGCAAGUUCGCCGCGCCCCCAGUCUCGUUCUACCCGCCACCCCCCCCAUCCACUCCCUCUGCUGCACCCUACCCAACACCCCCCUGUUCCAAGUGACGAGUGACGAAAGCAAGGUACCUCCAUGUACACACCUGGGCCGAGAUUGUAUCCAAAUGCUUGUGCUUGCUGUGGGCAUGCUGCUCUGUGUGCAGAGACCGACAGUUCGUUCGCCGUCUCUGCGCAUCCUCCACCUCUCCGGGUCCAGCACGCACCAGGGUGGGAUCGCCUCGGGGAAACAUGUCGAUUGUAUAAUACCGUCUGGCCGUCCCAUCCUUUGUCCCCAACCGCUGUGGCUUUGCUUGCCCUUUUCCUCAAAUCAAAUUCUUGUCACAACCGGACCCUACCUUUGCUGCAUAUCGUUACCUUCUCUCUUUAUUUAUCCACGGCUAUUCACUGUGCGCCUGUCAUUGACUGCAGCAGGUGAAGACGCCUUCUCGCUCCGACCCUGUCAUCACGUCACCGCCUUUGGCCCGUAGCUCACUGUCUGCCCGCCGCCCAGUUCUCGCCUCUGGGUCAACAACACACUGUCGUUUUGGCCCACAGGACCUGUACAAACCAACAACCGCUUCGCAGCUCUUCCUUCUCUGACACACAUAGAGAAGGGGAUUCAUUUUAUACUAGCUAGCCUAACAUGACCGUCUCGCUGGCUGUCCCGGCGGCACCCGCCGCCACCGCUCCCGUCGACCUUCCUGCCAUUAACACCAAGGCGGCGGACACGGCCGCUGCUCGGAAACGUAGGAGACGCGCACCCGCUGGCGGGGCCGCUGACGACUGCUUUACGUGCUCCAAGAGGAACGUCAAGUGUGACAGGAGGAGACCGUACUGCUCACCGUGCCUCGAGGUUGGGAACGAGUGCUCCGGGUACAAGACGCAGCUCACAUGGGGGGUCGGUGUGGCCAGCAGGGGAAAGCUCAGGGGCCUCUCUCUGCCCGUGGCGAAGGCGCCGCCGGUCAGCACCGCCAUCUGCAAGAAGGGCUCGCCCACGCGCACUAGGGCCGGCUCAACAAACAUCGGCACUGCGGGUCAGUGGCCGGAGCGGGAUGAGGGCGCCGCGAAGCGCAGGCCCGCCCAUCUCCAGAUACACACGACCGUACGCGACUUCGACCGCCACCACGGCGUCUCGUCCCCGAGCACCCCGUUCCACGGUGCAUUUGACCCAUGCCGAAUCCCCAGGGCGGUCGAUGCCACCCCGACUCUCCCACACCACGCCUCCCACUGGGACCACAUGCCCUUCUCAGCCGGCCUGCCGUCGGACAACAUGCGCUAUGGAAAGCUCUCACACGGCAUGGGCCACGCCGACCACCAGCUCUCGUCGUCUAUCGAGUCCAUCAGCGAUAUGGAGUACCACCUGUCUCCCAUGAGCCACUCGUUCCCCAGGGACGAGAUCCCCUUUCUGCACAGCCCCGCGGUCCUGUACGACAGUUACACGGGACACAACUCGCCCGCCGUGCCUCCGAGCCCUCUGGCGGCCAUGAUCAUGGAGCAGCGCAACGCGCCCACGUCAUGCCCCGGCCUCGUGUACGCGCCCUCGGAACAGAGCUCGAGCCUGCACUCCCACCCGGACUUCGAGGCGCAGCUCAGCAGCAAGCUGCUCCUCGACUGCGACUCAAUAGGGACCCCUGAACUGGAUGCCUACGGCUCCAGCGCCAACUCCAACGGUCACUUCUGGGGGCCGUCCCCCGCCGACGAGGACUCGGCCUCGUCCCAAGGCGUGCCCGAGCCCACACACUCGCUGGCCGCCUGGCCGUCGGCUGUCGAGACGCCCAUGGUGCACGUCACCCCCGACCUGAUCGCCAGGAUGCCCUUCUUCCUCGACUACUACGAGAACACCAUGUGCCCUUCCAUGGUUUUCAUCGACGGCCCCAACAACCCCUUCCGCGAGCACAUUCUGCAGCUCGCCGCGGGUAGCCGCAGCCUGCAGCACGCCAUCUGCGCGCUGGCCGCCUGCAACCUGCGCAUGAAGCGCAGGCUCAGCCUGGGCCAACACUCGCCGCGCGACAUGGCCGACAAGAGGCCCGGUUCUCCCGACGGGUCGGCCGAUGACCAAUCUCUGCAUGAGGAGUACCAGCACCGCAACCUCGCGGUGCACCUGCUCAACGAGCAGCUCAACGACGCGACCAAGUCCAAGCACGACUCGGUGCUGGCCACCAUCCUGAUCCUGUGCCACUACCGCAUGGCCGAGUCCGGCAUUGCCCGCUUCCAUACACAGUUCGCCGGCGUCAAGAAGAUCCUCACCAUGCGCCGCGCAUCCUCCUACCCACCCUCGCCCGACUCGGCCUGGAUGGAGUCUCUGUUCACCUACUUCGACGCCAUCUCGGCGAGCAUCAACGACCGCGAGGCCCAGCUCGGCGCGCCUCUGUACAGCGGCGUACCCCUGGAUAGCACGCCGCUGCUGCCGCCCGGAACCGAGAACCUCGUCGGCUGCGACCGCGAGCUGUUCCGCAUCAUCGUCAGACUCGGGCGCCUGAACUUGCUGUCGCAGCACCGGCCGGUGCAGAACAUGGGCGCGGGGUCUCCCCUGCAGCGACACGUCCCGUCGCGCUCGCAGUCCCCGCUUGCCUCGCCUCUCGGGCACAUGUACAAGCCCAGCCAGCAGCAACAGCAACAGCAACAGCAACAGCAACAACAGCAACAACAGCAACAGCAACAACAACAACAGCAGCGCAUGGGGAUCGACAUGUUUGGCGUUCCCACUGGCGGCAACCACCACCGGUUCGAUGGUAACGGGUUCGGUACCACGCUCAACGACGACGAGCUCAUGUCUGCAGCACUCAGCUCGUCGCCGGCGUACGACGAACUCCGCACCGCCUUCUGGCGUGAGUGGAGGGAGGCGCGCAACGCGCUCCAGACUUGGUCUUUUGACGGACAGCGCCUCGCGUCAUCUAUGGUGCCUACUCCGACCCCGGCGCAGAUGCGGGACCUCUGUUCGUUGUCCGAGGCCUUCCGGUACGCGGCGCUGCUCUAUACGGAGCGGCUGGCCGGGCCUGAAGUGCCCUCGUCGCACGAGCAGUUCCGCAACCUGGUGUCGCAGGUGGUCUACUACGCCACCAGCCUCGAGGCCGGGUCUUCAGCCGAGAAGUUCCUGCUCUGGCCGCUCUUCGUGGCGGGCAGCGAGUGUGUCAACGAGCUGCAGCAGAACAUUGUGCGCAACAAGUGCCGCGACAUCAUGGCGCGGUCCGGAUACAUGAACAACCUGGCUGCCCUCGACGUGCUCGAGCGCCUCUGGGCCGGCGAGGAUGCGGUUGGCGCAAUCACCGUCAAGGAGGAGCAGCACAGCUCCCACCUUGGCGGCAUCGACAUGGGCCCGCCCAGCCACCCGCACCACCAGCACCACUACCAGCACAACCAGCAGAGGCUCCCUGGUAUGAUGAACAAUGGCCCCUUCAACUGGGCAAGGUGCAUUGGUGGCCAGGGGUUCGAGGUGGAGUGGAUCAUGUUCUGAUGCCCUCCCAUCCUCUUGUUUUUCUUUUUUCCUAGCGAGCAGAGCGUUUUUAAAGCGUUGCUACUCAACCUGUUUUUUUUUCUUGUGAUACCUCAACCCUCGUCUUUUGUUUUUAAUGUUUGCCACCACCAUUUUUCCCCCCGGCACAGUCGGUGUCGUGAUACACGAACGAGGAUACGAUACUCAGGGUCAUGUUGUUAUUGCUGUCGAUGAUCUUUGCAUUUAUUUCUUUCUCGAGCCCUUUACGUUCAUCAAUGUAUAAUGUAUGGAUACACAUAUCAUCGUCAUGUUUGUCUUCAGAGGAGUCACGGGGUAAUGGGGAAAGGGACCGGGGAAUAUGAUACCUAAAGGGGUGAAACUAGGAAAGGGGCGUGUAUUUUGGUCAUGUAACGGUCUGGGGGUUGGGGACGACGAAACAAACACCCAUAGAUAUCGGUUGGCAAAGGGCAAUAGCAUUCAUCUCCAUUUCAUCAACUGUGGUCUGUUUCUUGCA
Molecule: messenger RNA, 4844 nt
Organism: Gaeumannomyces tritici R3-111a-1
Lineage: Eukaryota; Fungi; Ascomycota; Sordariomycetes; Magnaporthales; Magnaporthaceae
Exons: 2
Coding region: 1541-4351 (936 amino acids)
Biological process (GO): regulation of DNA-templated transcription
Molecular function (GO): DNA-binding transcription factor activity, RNA polymerase II-specific; zinc ion binding
Source: RefSeq, a predicted model, not a curated record